AUGGCAACACUAUACAAACUUGCGAAGGGAGAUUCAACUUCAAAAGAAGAUGAUAAUGCAAAGAAUGUGACAAAGUAUAAACAACGCGUAUUGAUUCUGGCUUCACGUGGAAUCAAUCACAGACAGAGACAUCUGUUGAACGAUCUUACAGCGCUCACUCCACAUUUCAAAAAAGAUUCUAAACUAGAUACCAAAUCAAACCUUGGAAUAUUAAAUGAAUUAUGCGAACUCAAUAAUUGCAAUAACUGUAUAUUCUUUGAGAUACGAAGAAAGUCUGAUCUUUACAUGUGGGCAUCGAAAGCACCCAAUGGACCAAGUGUCAAAUUCCAUGUACAAAAUGUGCAUACAAUGGAUGAGUUGAAAAUGACAGGUAAUUGUUUAAAGGGGUCUAGACCGAUAUUAUCCUUUGACAAGAGUUUUGAUUUACAACCACACUGGCUAAUAAUAAAAGAGCUAUUUACUCAUAUCUUUGGUGUUCCGAAGGGUGCCCGCCGCUCAAAACCGUUUAUAGAUCAUAUAAUAUCAUUUACAAUAGCGGACAAUAGAAUAUGGUUUAGGAACUAUCAGAUAGUGGAGAAAGAUCCAACAGAUCCAAAUUCUUCCAAGAAACUGGCGGAUAAAGACAUUUCUCUUGUAGAAAUAGGACCGCGAUUUGUAUUAAAUGUUAUUCGUAUAUUUGAAGGAAGUUUCCGUGGGGCUACUGUAUAUGCCAACCCGGAGUUUGUAAGUCCCACAAUGGUGAGUCCGAAAAAAUAUGAGGGUUCAAAAGAAGCGAGGAUCAAACAAAUAGCUGUGCAGAUGGAGAAUGAGCCAGGGGAUAAGCGAUCUUACGACUUUAAUCUCAAAGAUAUUAAUUGA
Molecule: messenger RNA, 858 nt
Organism: Paraglomus brasilianum
Lineage: Eukaryota; Fungi; Glomeromycota; Glomeromycetes; Paraglomerales; Paraglomeraceae
Source: the annotation of a GenBank genome assembly